CAUUCACACUUGCUUUUCCAUUCAUUCCUUGAUAGAGAAAUGGAGAUCCCUGUUAUUGACUUCAGUAAGCUAGCUGGUGAGGAGAGAAGCAAAACCAUGAAACUUCUCCACCAUGCUUGUGAGAGAUGGGGAUUCUUUAUGGUAGAGAAUCAUGGAAUUGACAGAGAGUUGAUGGAGAAUGUGAAGAAGAUGGUGACACAGCAUUAUGAAGACAGCUUGAAGGAAAGGUUUUAUGCCUCAGAUGUUGUCAAGUGUGUGGAGAAUAAGAAAGAGAGUAUCAGAGAUGCAGACUGGGAAAGCACUUACUUCAUUUGGCAUCAUCCAACUUCCAACAUCAAUGAACUCAAAAACUUUCCAAACAACUUUAGCAAAACAAUGGAGCAGUACAUUGAACAGCUGAUGAAGGUAGCAGAGGAGCUUUCAGAACUCAUGUGUGAGAACCUAGGACUAGAGAAGAACCACAUUAAAGAAUCAUUUUCAGGGAGCAAAGGUGAAUCUAUUGGAACAAAGGUGGCUAUCUACCCAGAAUGCCCAAACCCUGAACUAGUUAGAGGGCUCAGAGAACACACAGAUGCAGGUGGCAUCAUUCUGCUGCUGCAGGAUGAUCAAGUCCCCGGCCUCGAGUUCUUCAAAGAUGAACAAUGGGUGAAGAUUCCACCCUCCAAGAACAACAGAAUCUUUGUCAACACAGGGGAUCAGGUGGAGAUUCUGAGCAAUGGAAUGUACAAGAGCACUCUGCAUAGGGUGUUGGCACAAAAUGAUGGGAACAGACUCUCCAUUGCCACCUUCUAUAACCCUGCAUCUGAUGCCAUGAUUUCUCCUGCACCAAAGCUCUUGUACCCUAACAAUGUCUGCUUCCAAGAUUAUCUGAAGCACUAUGGAAGCACCAAGUUUGGAGACAAGGGCCCGAGGUUCGAGGCGAUGAAGAAACUGCAGGCCAAUGGGCAUUGAUCUGCACUCUAAAACAUGUGUUUUCUUUCAGUUCUUAGCUUCUUGUGUGUUUAAAUGGCCUUUUAAUUUGCAGUCUAUG
Ipomoea nil (Japanese morning glory) is the source of this 1030-nucleotide messenger RNA. RefSeq names its product 1-aminocyclopropane-1-carboxylate oxidase 1. The coding region runs from base 40 to 951 and encodes 303 amino acids. The transcript is spliced from 3 exons. The record is from RefSeq and is a predicted model, not a curated record. NCBI's taxonomy places the organism in Eukaryota, Viridiplantae, Streptophyta, Magnoliopsida, Solanales, Convolvulaceae.